This is a messenger RNA of Thamnophis elegans (Western terrestrial garter snake), 3340 nucleotides long. It is a transcript of the gene DCAF11, whose product is annotated as DDB1 and CUL4 associated factor 11. The coding region runs from base 155 to 1777 and encodes 540 amino acids. Gene Ontology annotation, biological process: proteasome-mediated ubiquitin-dependent protein catabolic process. Gene Ontology annotation, molecular function: protein binding. Lineage: Eukaryota; Metazoa; Chordata; Lepidosauria; Squamata; Natricidae. The transcript is spliced from 15 exons. The record is from RefSeq and is a predicted model, not a curated record. Gene Ontology annotation, cellular component: Cul4-RING E3 ubiquitin ligase complex.
CUUGUUCAGCCGACUGGCCCCGCCCCCUCGGCCCCUGUCCCACUCGGGUUCAAGCUGGCGGCCCCUCUUAAGAUGUAAACAAGGCCUCGCGCUCCGACCGUUAAGAGGGAGGGGCAGUGUGAGUGUUGGGCCAAGCUGGAGAAUGCCCUGAGCGAUGGGCUCCCGCAGCAGUAGCAACGCUGGCUCGGGGGGCCGGGAGAACCAAGGCAGCUGGUCUCGGAGGGACUCGGGCAUCCUGCGCAGCGAAGACGAGGACAACGAGGAUGUGGAUCUGGCCCAGGUACUGGCAUAUCUACUGCGCAGGGGACAGUUUCACCUCAUGCAGGGAGGGGGGACAGCCAGCGCCCGGGUGUUCCAGGCUGUUUCAGAUUCCGACGACGAUACUGACAGUGCUUGGGAAGGACGUUUAGAAGAUCAGUACAAACCGCCAGUGGAUUUGGCACCAGACACUCGGGAUCUGGAGAACAACGAGAUUAAAACACGCAUCCAGUUAGCAACGGGCCGACUCACGCCAGGGCGCCCCGACCGUAGCAUCCCAAAGCUGCUGGGACAGAGAGAACGAGGCCUUUGCCAUAACAGCAGUUUCUCGGCAGGGGAAUGUUCGCAGAUCGUGUCACACUUCCUUCCCAAUCACCUCACCGUCAAAGACACCUAUUUGCAAAAAGCCUUCUGCGGCAUCUAUUCCCGUGAUGGACAGCUUUUUAUGUCUGCUUGUCAAGACCAGCGAAUCCGCUUAUACGACUGCGCCUAUGGAGCCUUCCGGAACUUCCGGAGUGUCAAAGCCCGAGACGUCGGCUGGAGCGUACUGGACGUAGCUUUCACCCCUAACAGGACACACUUCCUCUACUCCAGCUGGUCGGACUACAUUCACAUCUGCAACAUCUACGGGGAGAGUGAGACCCAGACCGCCCUGGACUUGAGGCCCGAUGAACGCCGUUUUGCGGUCUUUUCCCUGGCGGUUUCCUCAGAUGGGAGGGAAGUGCUUGGCGGGGCCAACUACGGCUGCGUCUAUGUGUUUGACAUGGAGCAGAAUAAGCGGACGCUUAAGAUCGAGGCCCAUGAAGAUGACGUCAACGCCGUCGCUUUUGCGGACAACAGCUCCCACAUUGUCUUCUCGGGAGGCGACGACGCUAUCUGCAAAGUGUGGGACCGGCGCACCAUGCGAGAGGAUGACCCCCAGCCGGUGGGGAUCUUGGCAGGGCACCAGGACGGUAUCACUUUCAUCGACAGUAAGGGAGACGCUCGGUACCUCAUCUCCAACUCCAAGGACCAGACCAUUAAGCUGUGGGACAUGCGCAAAUUCUCGGGCCAGGAGGGCCUCGAAGCAUCCCGACACGCUGUCACCCAGCAAAUCUGGGAUUAUCGCUGGCAACAGGUACCCAAAAAAGCCCGACGUAAAUCAAAACUUCCAGGUGACACUUCUCUCAUGACCUACCGUGGUCACGGAGUCCUUCACACCCUGAUCCGCUGCCGGUUCUCCCCUCCUCACAGCACGGGACAGCAGUACAUUUACAGCGGCUGCUCCACGGGGCGGGUGGUAGUCUACGAUCUCCUGAGCGGCCUCAUCGUGAAGAAACUGAUCAACCAUCAAGCCUGCGUGCGGGAUGUGAGUUGGCAUCCGUACGAGGAGAAGAUUGUUAGUAGCUCGUGGGAUGGAAACGUGUGUCUCUGGGAGUAUCACCAAAUGGAGUACGACGAAGAUGAUCUCGGCAACCCCCAGCAGCUCCUAACCGCCCGAGAAAGGCACUCCCCGCUGGCUGUCCCCCCACAUCACUAGCCUUCCCCCUCGCUUGUUCGCCACCUUCCUCCAGUUUGGGACCCGCUCGGGGCCAAGAGCGAGGCGGGGAAACGCUGUCUUGCGUUACCAAUCAUUUCCGGGGGUGGGGGAGUGUUUCGCCAGAAGGGAGAGGGGAGGAAAGGCGCUUCGGAUGAACUCACCCCUCUCAAACGAACCGAUCUCCCGUCUCUAAAACCUCUGGCGGCGGUGACUUUGAGGAUACAAAUAACCAUCCCGCAGUCGUCGGAUCCUAGGGAUAGCCGCGAAAAAACAGACCGGAAAAAAAACAGCAAAACCACACCACUGAAUGUCCUUGUGCCUGCUGGGCUGAUUUCUGUAUCCUUCUAGAUGAGCUGGACUCCGUCCCACGAAUACUGAGCGGAGGUGGGCAGGGAGAAACGGCUGGCCCAGGAAUAUGGGGCACCAAAAUUCACAUCUGGAGGGCUACAGUUGGAAAGCCGGAUGGGCCCUUGGAAGAAAACCUCCUCCUGGUAUAGAAUCAUGACGGGGAAAUGGCCCCCAACAGCAACCCUACAGAUGGUCUCCGCAAUGCCAAGAUUCGUUGGCCACCUUUACCCACACAACAAAAGUGUAACGCACCCACAAUAAUUUUGGGGGCAUCUUGUAAGUCUUGACUUCGGUCUAGAGUUUAUCAGGGGGGGAAAUUGGGGGAGGGGAAAUAUCCAGUUUCCUUCCGAUCUGAGCCACAGAGAAGGGAUCCCCGAACGACACGAGAGGUCCCAAAACGAUCCGAAGAUCCUUGAGGGGGAGGUGUGUGAUUGAGAUGGCUCCCCCUCUUUUCUCAGAGGGACGAUGGCGAGUGCUCGCUGAAGCCACACACCCCUUUGGAGGCUGGGGAGGGGUCCUUGCACAAUAUUUGUCGGGCGACACAAAAAUGUCUGCGACACAUUUGUGGCCAGAGGGACAGUUGCCGCUUCCUUCCCAGCUGCCCAUCUCUUCUUCCCAGAUGCUGACGAUGUCUUCUUCGAGUCACCCUCAGUCACACACACCCAAAAUUGGGGGGAUUCCUUUUUGCCUCUUCUGGGGGGGGGGGGGCUCCUUGGAAGGGACGGGGAGGCAGGUGUUGCUGUCCUUAACCUUAAAAGAUGUCGCCCAAGUUGGCCCACCCUCGGCUCUCUUUCCGAAACCCUCACAGGUGGGGCGGGGGGGUCUCACCUGCUCUGUAAAUAUUAAUGGGGAGGGUCCUUGCAAAGAAGGGGCUUUUGGGGGUACCCAAAGAGUUUUUUAAAAAAAAUUAAUGGAUGGGAGGGGCGAGCGAAAAGAGCCGCGUGUUGUAAAGCGUGUGAAAGCAGGGGGGAGGGGGAGGAAUCCUUGUUUGCUUUUUCUAGUUGGAAAAGGAGCCCACCCACCCCCAACUUAGAAUCCUUCCCCAGGGGUCCUGCCUUCUAGGAAGAGGACUACGACAAAGGGGAGGGGUCCAUGCUGGGGCUCCCUUCCAAAUCUAGGUUUUGUAGAAAGGGGGAGGGUCUUUCCCUCCCCUCUCUAUUUCAGGGGUGAUGCAAACCGCUGUCCGUUGUCUUAAAUAAAAGUGGUUGAAAUUUG